Closterium sp. Naga37s-1 is the source of this 462-nucleotide messenger RNA. The record is from the annotation of a GenBank genome assembly. NCBI's taxonomy places the organism in Eukaryota, Viridiplantae, Streptophyta, Zygnematophyceae, Desmidiales, Closteriaceae.
AUGCGUGAAGGGAUUCACCUCAAGACGAAACACUGGAACCUGAGGAGGCCUCCGCACUCCGUGGUGCUGCAGUGGAUCGUGGAGGCGUGGGAUCAAUUCUCCAAGCAGGUCAUCAUUGAUGCGUUACGCCACUGUGGGAUAUCAAGCAAGCUGGACGGGACUGAGAACCACCUGGUGAUGUCGCACCUGCGCGCGAGGAGCACCACCGAUGUCUCCAAAGACAUAUGCCUCGGGGGAACCACCAGCGACAACAUGCGCCUGCUUGGGCAGGCUACGAAGGAGGAGGAGGAGGAGGAGGAGGAGGAGGAGGAGGAGGAGGAGGAGGAGGAGGAGGAGGAGGAGGAGGAGGAGGAGGAGGAGGAGAUGCAGCGGGAGGGCAUCAAGGAGGUUGGCGUGGCAACAGGGCUGGAGGUGCUGUACUUGGAGACCCCCAACUACCUUGGAGCGGCGGCCGAAGGCUGA